AUGAGUUUCCAGGCCAUAGUUUCCCAAUUCUUCCAGUGGCAAACCUCAAUCGUUGUCCGUUGGCCGUUACCCUUUCUGAUUAUUCCACCUAUCAUAUCGACUGUUCUAGUGACUAUCACAGCGAUGGAUUUCCAUUUGGUGACCACAAAUGAAACUUUACAAGUUUUUCUACCAGACCAGAUGCAGAGCUUGAAUGACCUGAAAAGACUGAUGGAAAUAUUUCCUCCUAAAGAUCCUCAACGUGAUACAUACAGCAUGUUCGGAACUAACUUUGCAUUUGCCGAGCUUGUAGAUGACGAUAACAUACUGUCAACAAACAGUAUUCUAGAAUUAUCCCGUCUUCACCGUUUUGUGCUCAAUGUUAAGACUCCAGACGGUAUAUCAUUCGAGGAUGUCUGUGCUAAAGAAACUGCCGAUUCCGCGUGCAUCUUGCAUCCAUUUCUUUUUGCACUGGAGGAUGAAUCAGCACUCUUCACUAUUCAAUUCUUCUUGCAUUAUCCUAUGCUGACGUUCGCGGAUACCACUAUCGAUAACGCUGCAAUUUUCGGAGGAGUAACCACCGAAAAAACCACGGACCUGAACUCAAAAAUCUUAAAAGCAAAAGCUGUUCGCCUACCGUACAUGCUCAAUGUUGGACCAGAUGCCGUAUCAUGGUUGCAGCAGUUUCUUUCCCAAAUGAAAAGCUACAACACGAGUCGUAAGCUGUAUUUUUCAUCAUCCAUUAGUCUUGCGAAAGAAAUGGAGAGAAAUAGUGAAUUACUAUUCCCUUACAUGCCCUGGACAGUUGUAGUUCUGAUUGUUUUCUGUAUGAUUAUAUGCUCAUCUAGCAACCCUGUCAGGUCUCAGCCAUGGAUAGGAUUUUUUGCUCUGCUAAAUGCUACCAUUGCAACCAUAGCUAGCACAUCGUUCCUGAUAUACAUAGGGUUUCCAUUCUUACCUCUAGUGUUCAUUAUGCCUUUUUUGGUCAUUUCAAUUGGAACAGAUAACAUGUUCUUGAUGUUAAAGAGUUGGCGUCUGGAACAAGAAGAGGUUGAUGUUGAAAAGAGAUUCGUAAAAGCACUAACUGAGACAGCAUCUUCUUUGUUUUUGACAUCCUUAACAGACGGUUUAUCCUUCUCAAUUGGUAGUAUCUCUGAUUUCUUUGCUGUCCGCAUUUUCUGCACUUACUGUGCUAUGGCAAUUCUCUUCAUGUUCUUCUUUCAAGUGACAUUCUUCAAUGCUCUGAUGGUUCUAUGCUGUCGUCGAGAAGUUUCUCGCAGGCAUUCUCUACUUUGUUGUGUGAAAUACAAAAAAAUGCCUUCAACAAACGAAGAAGCUUUUGCUUCGAGAUCUCUGCCUUCAAUCCCUCUAGGCUGUCUUUUAGCCAGUUUAGCUGAAAAGCUCAUUUUCAAACUAUUUAUCUUAGUCGUAUAUAUCAUAUACCUGCUCACCUCUAUCUAUUAUGCCUUAGGACUACCUCUAGGAUUGGAUUUGAAACUUUUAGCACCUGAUGAAUCCUACGUCACGAAGGAACUGCGGUUGCAGGAAGAAUUUUUCAAUGACUAUGGACAAUACUGUUUCACAACCAUUCACACGGAAAACUUGACUUUAUGGAAACCAGAUGUGAGACAGAACCUUCUGAAUCUGUAUAAUGAUAUGUCGAGUUCACCAUACGCAUCGAAAGCAGAAUUCUGGCUGGAAGACUUCGAAGAAAUUCAUCAAGGAGUCAGCUACACCACGGAUGACUUUUUGUCUCAUCUCCACACUUUUCUCGUGAUCCCUAAGAACAGCAAGUAUCAAAAUGAUAUAAAAUUUGGCUCCCAUUCAAUUGUAACGACAAAGUUCUUAUUGAGAGUCAGGAUGAUAUCUUCGAAAAAUGAUUGGCCUCGAGCAAAAUAUUUGCGCAAAACACUAGAAGAAAGCGUUUUCACAGGAUUUGUUUACGACACGAGUUUCCUACUUGUUGAUCAGCAGUAUAUCACAGUCUACAAUGUAGUAACAAAUGUUGUCACUGCCAUGAUCUCCAUGUUAUGCAUUUGCAUUUUGAUGGUGCCUCGUCCGAUCUCAGCGUUAUGCAUAGCUAUAUCAAUCUUGUCAAUCAACAUUGGGGUAGUUGGAGCCCUAUCCGCAGUAUCAACCCGCUUGGAUAUAAUUUCUAUGAUAACCAUCGUUAUGAGUAUAGGAUUCUCAGUGGAUUAUGUUACUCAUACAACCUUCCACUAUGUGACGCAACGAGAGAAACGUUUAGAGAAAUGUCUGGUCGUGAUGACAGACCCUAUUCUCCAAUCGGCCAUCUCCACUAUUGUCGGAGUCUCUUUAUUAACCUUGGUUCCCUCUUAUAUCAUUCGAACCUUUGUUUACACGGUAUUUUUCGUCGUUUUUAUAGGCAUUCUGCACGGUUUGCUCUUCCUCCCUGUCUUGCUGAGUACUGUGGUUCCAAACUCGGAAUACUUAGAGCCUUACCACUCACCCAAGGUGGAAAAUAUUAUAUUUGAAAAUAUCUAUCGUUCUAACAAUAAAACUUAA
Molecule: messenger RNA, 2505 nt
Organism: Auanema sp. JU1783
Lineage: Eukaryota; Metazoa; Nematoda; Chromadorea; Rhabditida; Rhabditidae
Source: the annotation of a GenBank genome assembly